AUGAACCCAGCAGAGAAUCACAUCGAAAUACCAGCCACCAGAACCAGCCCUGCCCCGAGCACUGCGGGCUCGACGGGAACUCCUGGGAUUACGGUGCGCGCUGCACCUGGGGGACACAUGAGUUUUCGAAGACAACGUGCGUCGCGUGCUUGUGAGACAUGUCAUGCUCGCAAAGUUCGCUGCGACGCCGCCAGCCUCGGUGUGCCAUGCACCAACUGUGUGGCAUUCUCGAUUGAAUGCAAGAUCCCAACGCCGAAACGCAAGAAGAAUCAAUCCAAGUCGAAAGAGUCCGAAGGGUACGCAAACCAGGAACCGCCCACCGUAACUACCACCGCGCCGCCGGCAAGCGUGUCAUCGAGCAAUAGCAAUGCUACCUUCGGAUACCGAGAAAGUCAAAUGGCGAUGGACGGAAUGCCGGUAACUAGCCUCACCGAAUCGCAAGCUGCGAAACAAGCGUCCCAUGACUCAGCCUAUGCCCAGUUUAUGAAGCCCAAAUUCGCCCGGGCCCCUAUCAAGGAAGCUGGAAGAGUCGCCUACCUCGGCGAGUCGUCGAAUCUGUCGCUCCUAGUCCAAGACCGCCAUGGCACCACCGAUGUUGUGCACUAUCCCCUACCUCCCAACAUGGGGGGCACGCGCGCUAGAGUGACGGAUUUGGAUAGCCUGGAGUUAGAUAUCCUUCACCAACGCGGUGCCUUUCUACUGCCGCCGAAACCUUUGUGUGAUGAGCUAGUUGAGGCCUACUUCAAAUGGGUUGCCCCGGUGGUGCCCAUUGUCAACCGUAGUCGUUUCAUGCGACAUUACCGCGAUCCCAAAAACCCUCCCUCCUUACUUCUUCUCCAGGCUAUUCUUCUUGCUGGUUCAAGAGUCUGCACAAACCCGCAACUCAUGGAUGCCAACGGCUCAACGACCCCGGCUGCCAUGACGUUCUACAAGCGCGCAAAGGCUUUGUACGAUGCCAAUUAUGAAGAUGAUCGCGUGACGAUUGUCCAAGCCUUGGUCCUUUUAGGCUGGUACUGGGAGGGACCGGAGGACGUCACCAAAAACGUUUUCUAUUGGACACGUGUGGCCAUGGUCGUGGCGCAGGGCUCAGGCAUGCAUCGAAGUGUGGAAUCGUCUCAGCUUAGCAAGCCCGACAAGAGGCUGUGGAAGCGAAUUUGGUGGACCCUUUUCACUCGGGAUCGGUCGGUGGCAGUUGCACUGGGUCGCCCCAUCGGUAUCAACACAGACGACUCAGACGUCGGAAUGCUGACCGAAGACGACUUCAUCGAAGACGAGGUCGACAUCGCCGCGGAGUAUCCGCCUGAUCCGGUACAUGUGCAAUUCUUCCUCCAAUACGUCAAACUAUGCGAGAUCAUGGGCUUGGUUCUUUCCCAGCAGUAUUCCGUGGCUUCAAAGUCGAGGCGAAUGAAUGCAAUGGACUUGACGCACUCAGACAUGGCCCUGGCAGAUUGGUUACAGAACUGUCCCAAAGAAGUAUGUUGGCAACGCCAACAACAUCACUUCUGGGCGGCCCUUCUGCAUGCGAACUACUAUACGACUCUUUGCCUGCUGCACAGAGCGCAUAUGCCGCCUGCCUCUUCGGCCCCUAGUAGUUACCGCGUGGAAGAGAUGACCUAUCCGUCGCGCACUAUCGCUUUCCAGGCCGCAGGGAUGAUCACAUCCAUUGUUGAGAAUUUGCAAGCUCAUCAUGAGAUUCGUUAUACACCCGCCUUCAUUGUCUAUAGUUUGUUCUCAGCUCUUAUCAUGCACGUUUAUCAGAUGCGUUCAUCUGUGCCCUCGAUUGUGGCGACCUGCCAGGAGAGGAUCAACAUCUGCACCCAAGCUCUCAAAGACGUGUCCAAGGUCUGGCUUGUGGCCAAGAUGGUACACACGUUGUUCGAAUCCAUUCUUGGAAACAAGGUACUUGAGGAACGCCUGCAGAAAGCUGCAGGUAAAAGGCAUCAGCGUGUGCGGCCCGAGACAGUGCAGCAGCCGCAUGUCAGAAGACCGGAUCCACCAAAGCGCAAGUUCGAUGACAUGGACCUCGGCUUGCCCAAUGGUGGACCGACGCCCCCGGUGUCUUACGAGCGAUCUAGACCCCAAACCCCAGCGGUCACACCGUCUAGGGAUCUGCCGCCCGGCCUGAACGUGCCGCAGGGUUCACCUCCAGGACAUGGAGGGCCUGGCAACUCGCGGGCGACUACACGUCCAACAACACCAUUCAAUCAAUUCUCUUUGCCUGCCACACCACCAGACCUCUUCCUCGUCACGCGAACAACGCCUAAUCUUUCACCGUCUCUGUGGGAGAACUUCCAGCCCGAUCAGCUGUUCCCUGACGGGACGGCGUUCUUCCCAGAGCUGACAUCCCCACGACCUGCUACAGUUGACCCGCAACUGCAGGUGCCCUCUCAAGUACAACAACCUGGUAUGAUGCCGCAGCAUAUGCCAGGACGAAGCAGUAUCUCGGCCUCUCACGGGAGCCCGGAGCUACUGUCGAAUCUGCCUCCAGGCAUUGCGCUGCAGGGCCAACAUGCGCAACCGAUGUAUGGUCUGGAAAAUCAGCAGACGUGGCCCAUGCAACACCUCGAGGCAACUUUGCGUCCCAUGGAUGCCGGCAGUCAGGACGACAACUGGAGUACGAGCUCUCGCAGUGGCCCAACAGCGCCGACCACGCUCAAUGUGGAGGAUUGGUUCCAAUUCUUCGGCAUCAAUGGCAGUUUUGGUGAGAUGGCGACCUGA
Molecule: messenger RNA, 2718 nt
Organism: Aspergillus uvarum CBS 121591
Lineage: Eukaryota; Fungi; Ascomycota; Eurotiomycetes; Eurotiales; Aspergillaceae
Gene: farA
Product: CeGAL family transcription factor
Exons: 10
Coding region: 1-2718 (905 amino acids)
Biological process (GO): regulation of DNA-templated transcription; DNA-templated transcription
Molecular function (GO): DNA binding; DNA-binding transcription factor activity, RNA polymerase II-specific; zinc ion binding
Source: RefSeq, a predicted model, not a curated record